UCCUUGCAGUUUGAAUACAGCCUCCUCAAUCUCGCGAGAUUAUCGUCUAGGGCCAGUGAUAAGAGGUAUUUGCGCACGACUGGUUCUUUUAAGGUUCUGAGGCUUGUCGAGUCAAACACAGUAAGUUGGAGCUGAGAGCCGCGCCGAUGGAGAGCAAGAGGAGAAAGGGUAUCUUGGAGCGCCUGAAUGCUGGGGAGGUGGUUGUAGGAGAUGGAGGUUAUGUGUUGCAGCUGGAGCGUCGUGGCUACGUGAAGGCUGGACACUGGACACCUGAGGCUGCUGUUGAACACCCAGAGGCAGUGCGGCAGCUGCACAGAGAGUUUCUGAGAGCGGGAGCCAAUGUGCUUCAGACAUUCACCUUCUACUGCAGUGAGGAUAAGCUGGAGAUCAGCGGCAAUGUCACCAGCAUCACGGGGGCUCAGAUCAACGAGGCAGCCUGUGACCUGGCCAGGGAGGUAGCCAAUGAGGGUGAUGCACUGGUCGCUGGAUGUGUCUCUAAGACUCCCUGUUAUGUGAAGAGUCGCAAUGAAACUGAGGUCAAGGCCAUCUUUAAGAAACAAAUGGAUGACUUCCUGAAAAAAGACAUUGAUUUCUUUAUAGUGGAGUUUGUAGACCAUGUGGAAGAGGCGGUGUGGGCAGUGGAGGUGCUUAAGACCAGCGGUAAAACAGUGGGUGCGACACUGUGCAUCUCCCCUCAGGGAGACAUGCAGGGAGUCCCACCUGGAGAAUGCGCUGUCAGGCUGGUCAAAGCAGGAGCUGACAUUGUUGGAAUAAACUGCCACUUGGACCCUCUGACGUGCGUUCGCACAGUGAAGCUGAUGAAGGAGGGAUUAGAGAAAGCUGGACUCAAAGCUCAUCUCAUGAUCCAGCCGCUGGGCUUUCACACACCUGAAUGCAACUUCGGUGGAUACACCAGCCUCCCGGAGUACCCCUUCGCGCUGGAGACCAGAGCCAUGACCCGCUGGGACAUUCAUAAAUACGCCAGGGAGGCUUACAAUGCAGGAAUUCGUUACAUCGGUGGCUGCUGUGGAUUUGAGCCGUACCAUAUCAGGGCUAUAGCAGAGGAGCUGUCUGCAGAGAGAGCAUCACUCCCUCCAGCUUCAGAGAAGCACGGACUGUGGGGAGCUGCUCUGGAGAUGCACACUAAACCCUGGGUCAGAGCCAGGGCUCGUCGAGAGUACUGGGAAAACCUCCUGCCUGCCUCUGGACGUCCCAAAUGCCCCUCCAUGGCCACACCAGCCGAUGAUUAUGAAAAGCAGCUGGCGUCCAAAAUUCUAACAUAGUUGCUUGUGUCUGCCAUACAGUUUGUUGUUGUAAUGUUUAUAUUUUAGGACAGAAUAUCCACCUUUUUUCAUGUCAAGAAUGACAAACAAUCAACGGUAUAACCAGGUUUACAGAAACUCAUCAAAAGCUUUGUCAUUUACCAAACCUCAACAACCUCUCCUAGUAUUUUUAGUAUGUGUUGAGGUGGCUCAGACACUUUACACAUACCAUGUGCACAGUGUUACUGUGAAUUAACUGCCUUUCUUUCUUUUUUUUUCUGUUCUGUAACUGUAUGCAUUAUUCAUAAACCUACUAACAGUUAUACAAAAAAACGCAGCUGAUCUUUUUACUAAUUGUAAAAUAUCUGUUGAUUGACUGAUUGUUGUAACCUGCUACUGAGCAUUUGAACAUGCAGUAUUUAGUAAAAUAAAAUCAAACUUGUUUAUUAACAGCCA
Lates calcarifer (barramundi perch) is the source of this 1718-nucleotide messenger RNA. Its product is annotated as betaine--homocysteine S-methyltransferase 1. Gene Ontology annotation, molecular function: betaine-homocysteine S-methyltransferase activity; zinc ion binding. NCBI's taxonomy places the organism in Eukaryota, Metazoa, Chordata, Actinopteri, Centropomidae. The record is from RefSeq and is a predicted model, not a curated record. The transcript is spliced from 8 exons. Bases 147 to 1283 code for a protein of 378 amino acids.